AUGGAUAGUCUGUCUAUUCUGAACGCUGCCAAUGACGCAUCUGAUUCUGCCAUCACUGUCCACUCCUGUGCGGACCUUGUGUCUAAGAUGCUUCACGUGGACCCCCACCAGAGACUGACCGCCAAACAAGUGCUGAGACACCCCUGGAUCAUCCAUCGGGACAAGCUGCCCAACAGCCAGCUCCCGCACCAGGAUGCCUCCCUGGUCAAGGGCGCCAUGGCGGCUACAUACUCAGCCCUGAAGAGCUCCCAGCCCACGCCAGAGCUGCAGCCCAUCCAGACGUCCUUCCUGGCCCAGCGGCGGGUCCAGAAGCUGACCUCCACCUCCCUCUAG
Messenger RNA from Knipowitschia caucasica, 333 nucleotides. Lineage: Eukaryota; Metazoa; Chordata; Actinopteri; Gobiiformes; Gobiidae. The record is from the annotation of a GenBank genome assembly.